AAUACAGUUGAACUUCACUGAAAACUAAUGAUGUGUUGAUGAGUUCAAUGAAUCCUUCGAUUCCUUUGGUUUUCUUGGCGAACUGACGUCCGACAAUCAAUGACCCGUUGACGUGUACCUGCAAUACGCCAUUGCCGUAGUGUGUAAACAGAUCUAUUUUUGGACGAAACUCAGCCCCUCACAAACUUUGGUCGAUUUCGCCAAUGAUGACACUGCUUCUAGACUGUACCACAGCACGUUAGCUGUAGCAGCGCUAAGCAAGAGUCAAGACAAAUGUCCGCUGCCAGCCGCUGCUGCAGUGCUGGAUCCCCCAUCAUCAGAUUCAGAGUCAUGCCCGCUGAAACGACGAGUGAUCAUAUCAACAUUGUUGUGGUGAUACUCUACACCAUCCCUUCGCAAUUCCCACAGCUCGUGAACACUGUUCACUAAAAGAUUGGAGAAACAAAUCGUCACAAUUCCGUUGGCGUCAUAUGCAAUUUGAAUUGCAGCAGACGUCGCAGUUUAACAAGACCCAGGGAGCGAAACGAUUUCGAUUCGGAGCAAACGUCUGGGGCGAAAAGGUAACCGAGCGAAACGACCGGAUACCUGUCAGUCAGCAUGGCGCAGGGAAAGUUGAAGACGAAGUGCUCAGUUCCAGCUGGUUCGAAGCAAAAAUCUCAGCAUAACAAAAGGCCACAAGGCCCAAAGAAGGGUGCUCGAGCCAUUGCUCCAAAGAAAGCCAAGCAAGUUCAGGCAUCAAAACUGAAGAAGGAUCUUGAAAAGGCCAUCAAGAAAUCAAUUGAGGAAGAAGUGAUUGGCACAGCAGCUAACAUCGAGUCAAAGUCGUUACAGAUCUUAAAGUCAAAACACGACAAGAAAAAGGAGAAAAAAAAGUGAUGAAAGGCUUUGAUAUGUACGGUAUACCAUACAUGUACAGUGAAACCUCCCUUAGUGGACACCUCUCUAUUAAGGACAACCUCUCUAUUAAGGACACUAGUUUUAUUCCCAAAUUGGUUGUUGCCAUUCAAUUUGACCUCUCUAAUCAAGACACCUCUUUAUUAAGGACAGUACUUUUCAGUCCCAAGGAUGCCCUUAAUAGAGAGGUUCUACUGUAGUUGUAUUGUCCUGCAGGUCAUUUUAAAGAUAGGGUGUCCACUACCAAGUAAAAAGGAAACUUAUGUGCUGCCAUCUUCAGUCGAGGAUGAAGUGUGGGAGUUCACUUUCAGUUGCCGAUUAUUCGUAUCCACUUCAGGAAUUGCUAACUAAUUUUCUCAACCGGCAUGGCCAAUGUCCACCUUCCUUGUAUUUUAUGAAUCAUGUAUCUGCUGUAGAAUAUAUUAUUAUGUAAAAACAAAAUCUUGUAUAAAAAAAUUGGUUAGUAUCAA
Messenger RNA from Lineus longissimus, 1364 nucleotides. Its product is annotated as leydig cell tumor 10 kDa protein homolog. The coding region runs from base 598 to 876 and encodes 92 amino acids. The transcript is spliced from 4 exons. NCBI's taxonomy places the organism in Eukaryota, Metazoa, Nemertea, Pilidiophora, Heteronemertea, Lineidae. The record is from RefSeq and is a predicted model, not a curated record.